CUCAGUCCAUUGCCUGAAGCCUCCCCGUUAAGCGUAGACAAAGGCAAAUCUGAGCAGUGGCAGUUUGGUGGGUCUAUCUUCCUCGCAUCUCGUAUCUCGCGUCUCUCUGUCUCUCUGUCUCGCUGCCGAUGGAGGCUUCAGCUAAGCUGCAACAAGAGGGAGAAGAAUAUGAUCUGAAAGUGGAAGUGGAGGAAGAAGAAGUGGGUCUGCUGAGAAGGCAGUCCACGACGCGAAAAUAUGGUGUCCAUGAAGGUGGUGUUUCUGGGAAUGGCGAUUCCAGUACAGACAGCAGCAGGUCCAGCAAGAAUGGCACCCAUGCAGAAGAAGAGCCGGAAGCAGGACAAGAAUGGGUUGAGGAGGUGAAUGGUGGGGAAAAUGAUGUUGAAGAGAAGGGACCAGAGGGACCAGAGACAGAAGCAGAGCAAGAACCAGGAGAAGAACGAGAAGCCGCACCGGAGCGAGACGAAGUGGAUGAGAAUGGGAGCAAUGGCGGUACGAACGGAAAGAGAGAUGUCGCGGUUCUUGCACCAGCGGCGAAGACAGAACCCCACUUCCACAGUGAGGUCAAAGUGAAUGAGUCGACCUGGACCAACACCGUUCACUUCGACAGCGGACGAGGUACAGAAUCCAUCCAAACAAUUGUCAAGACGGAAUACAGCGAUAUUAAACGAGUUUCAUAUGAAACGGAGACAGUGCAUGAAGCUUCAGAUGUUGCAACAGAGACGUUCAGCGCUUUUCUAAGCUCUCAGGUUGAUCAUCAAGAUGAAGGAAUUUCUGAAGAUGAGAUAUUUUUGGACUCCGCUUUAUUGUCUCCAAGAAAGUCAUCUGAAGAGACAAACACAUAUUCUAAGGAGAGUAAAGUAGUUGAAGAAGUUGAUCUGAUAGAAGAACUCAACCCUGAAGAGACAGAAUUUGAUGUCAAGAAGGUACUGGAGAAGCAAAAUACUCAUGAUUUAUACUGUCCCAAUUGUCGUUCUUGUAUAACAAGAAGGGUAAUCCUUCGGAGAAAGAAACGGAAGCCGCGCUAUGUGCGUCACAGUGACAAAAUUGGAAAAACAACUGGCUCUCAACUACAUGCUCAAGCUGGAACUGCGGUAAAGGAGGAUCUUAAACCAAUUACUAUUGGCAUCAAUGAGGCUCCAACUCCUGCAGUCAUAAAUAUUCCAACGCCUGCAGUCAAUGAUCAACCUGAUGAUAGGGAUCGAGAAGCUUUUAGAUGUCUGUCAUGUUUCAGUAUUUUCAUUCCCAAAGGAGACGGAUUUAAAUUGUUCUGGCCUUUUAAAGAGAGAGAAGAUGCUAAAAAACUGCCAGAUCCUUCAGAGGUACCCGUGGCAAAAGAUAAUGCUGUGACAGAGACAUCACAGAUGCACAUAGAGCAUACAGAUUCAACUAAAGUAACUGAGCAUCCGGAUGCUUUUGUCUCACCAACUGAGGGCACUCCCAGAACCACUGAAGUACCAUCUGAUACGGGGCUGCUGAAUAGCAAAGUCACUCAACCCAUGGAAAUUGAAAAGGAAACGAAUGACUUGAACAAGGAAUCCAGCAUCAAUACAGAACGAGAUCCUGGUGAAACCUUGGCAGCUAAUGGACAAUCUCCUGAAGAUGCAAAUACAAAACCCCUGACUGUUGAACUGAUACCACCUUCAACGCCUACUGUGCCAGUGGUUGGAACAACUUCAAAAGAGAUUUACCCAAAACCCAUUACGGAAAACACAGAAGAAUUACCUGCUGUGAGUGCUCCUCCUGCAAUUACAGGGGUUAAACCAUCCCCAGCUCAACCAUCUCCAGCUGAACCACAGAAAGAAGGUGACGUGAUAGUUGAGAUUGACACACUCACGGCACCCACAAGUGAUGUUGCAGCACAACCUGGAACUCAGACACUAUCCGAAGAGCCACCAGUUGUUCAACCUCAUCAACCUCGUGAAUGGGAUAUUUUAAAGAGCAUUGUCUACGGUGGCUUGAUAGAAUCAAUAACAAGUCUAGCUGUUGUGUCAUCUGCAGCGGGAGCUGGUGCCGCCACAUUGAACACCUUAGGUUUGGGAUUAGCUAAUCUGUUUGGAGGACUUAUCGUCAUUGGCCAUAACCUUAGAGAGUUGAAGAAUGAGCAGCCCAGUCAAGGUGCCGAACAGGUAGACCGGUACCAAGAGGUGCUAGGAAAGAGACAACACUUUCCCCGGCACGCAAUAGUAGCCAUUUUAUCCUUUAUAAUCUUUGGCUGCGUGGCUCCAAUCACUUAUGCAUUCUCAUUUAGGGAGAGUGACAAUAGGGAUUACAAGCUGGCUGCCGUUGCGGCUGCUUCUCUGUUAUGCAUUUUUCUACUUGCCAUAGGGAAAGCCUAUGUCAGGAAGCCGCCUAAAGCUUACUUUGAGACAGUGCUACACUAUGUCAUUAUGGGGUUCAUGGCAUCAGGAAUCUCUUUCUUAGUCGGCGAACUGAUUGACGAGCUUCUCACGAAGCUCGGCUGGUUCAAUUCGACCUCAUCUCUGUCUGGGACCGGGGCUUUGGAGACUGGAACGAUGCAGUCUGGAUGGGCAUCCUACUGAAGUCAUGGGAUCUCAAAGAGCACUUCCAACACGGAGUGGACGGAAGCAGUUUUAUUCUGAAGGUAGUUGUUUCAUUCAUGUCAUGCCAAGGCACGACUCUUUUUCCUUUCCAAGAUUAGAGAAACUAGUAGGAUCCGGCGUCGCCUUCACAUCUCUUCCUUCAUUCUCAUGUUAUGUCUUAGAUGAAUAGUUUCUAGUAAGAAGAGAAUGCCUCACAAUUCAUACUAGGAAAAUUUACCAUAUCCUUUCCGCGUCUCGACAGCCGGAAAUAAACUAAAUGAAGGACAUGGCCCUUCUGUGAACUUCUGUAUUUUUACUUUUCCUUCGACGAUAAACUGUUCUCUCUUCAAGGCGAUUGCCAAGGGCAUCUUGCGGUGCUUGUUUUCCUCUUGA
Messenger RNA from Eucalyptus grandis, 2936 nucleotides. RefSeq names its product membrane protein of ER body-like protein. Lineage: Eukaryota; Viridiplantae; Streptophyta; Magnoliopsida; Myrtales; Myrtaceae. The record is from RefSeq and is a predicted model, not a curated record. The transcript is spliced from 8 exons. Bases 129 to 2543 code for a protein of 804 amino acids.